Molecule: messenger RNA, 3963 nt
Organism: Salmo salar (Atlantic salmon)
Lineage: Eukaryota; Metazoa; Chordata; Actinopteri; Salmoniformes; Salmonidae
Source: RefSeq, a predicted model, not a curated record
GUCCUUCACUCCGUUAUCAGUCUGGCUGGAUUCAGCCAAUGGGCUCUAUGGAUGGGCCUCGAUCGUCUGUAGGCUGUAGUCGGUCACUCGGAUUGCUUCACACCGAAAGCUACUGUAGGCUAUGUUGAUUCUGGUGAUUUCCCGACCUCAUCGGGUUCGGUAAAACGACAUCCUCGGAGCCGGGUUUGGGAAAGGAAAGGAAAGGGGACUAGGCAUCCGGCUCGGAGAGUGGCCACCUUGCACGGUGCGAAAACGGGGUAUUUGCGCUGGGGAGAGGCGUGGGGCCUCGAUCGGCGGGGCUGCACGGAGGGACAGGCGGGGACAGACGAACCGACCGAGUCGGGCUGGAUGCGCUGGACUCGGCCCGGAGCGCUGCGGUUCCAGCCAAGCACCAUACCACAGCCCAAGACAGAAAGACGAGACACGGACGUCGCUGUCUCCAUUCCGGACUAUAACACCAUUUCUUAUUUUUAUAACGGUUCUAUACUGUAGAGGAGAACAGGUGAGCUCACUGCCAGUCUAGACUGCUGCUGUCAAGCUAUUUCAGUCCGGACCGACUGGUUUUGGGAGAACGAACGGACCGGGUCCUGGAGAGUCCAGGGCGGGUUGUGGAGCUCGGAUCGCCCGCUGACGGCCUGCCAUCAUGGGCAACGUGCCCACGGCCAAGAAGGGGAGCGAGAUGGAGAGUGUGAAGGAGUUCCUGGCUAAAGCCAAAGAGGACUUUCUCAAGAAGUGGGAGAACCCUGCACAGAACACAGCGAGUCUGGAGCAGUUUGAGCGGUUGAAAACUCUGGGUACGGGUUCGUUUGGCCGCGUCAUGCUGGUCAAGCACAAAGAGACCGGGCAACACUUUGCCAUGAAGAUCCUCAACAAGCAGAAGGUUGUAAAGCUGAAACAGAUAGAACAUACUCUGAAUGAGAAGCGUAUUCUAACGGCUGUCAGCUUCCCUUUCCUGGUACAAGUAGAGUUCUCCUUCAAGGACAACACUAACCUGUACAUGGUGAUGGAGUAUGUACCUGGUGGAGAGAUGUUCUCUCAUCUACGACGAAUCGGCAGGUUCAGUGAGCCUCAUGCUCGGUUCUACGCGGCUCAGAUUGUCCUCACCUUUGAGUACCUGCACGCCCUGGACCUCAUCUACCGAGACCUGAAACCGGAGAACCUGCUCAUAGACCAGCAGGGCUACAUACAGGUGACAGAUUUUGGUUUUGCUAAGCGUGUGAAAGGUCGAACCUGGACACUGUGUGGAACCCCAGAGUACCUGGCCCCAGAGAUCAUCCUCAGCAAGGGGUAUAACAAGGCGGUAGACUGGUGGGCGUUGGGUGUGUUGGUCUAUGAGAUGGCAGCCGGUUACCCUCCCUUCUUCGCUGACCAGCCCAUACAAAUUUACGAGAAGAUCGUCUCUGGGAAGGUGCGUUUCCCCUCCCACUUCAGCUCUGACCUGAAGGAUCUGUUGAGGAAUCUACUACAGGUGGACCUGACCAAGCGCUAUGGCAACCUGAAGAACGGCGUCAACGACAUCAAGGGACACAAGUGGUUCGCCACCACUGAUUGGAUCGCUGUAUAUCAGAGAAAGGUGGAGGCCCCGUUCGUUCCUAAGUUCAAAGGCCCAGGUGACACCAGCAACUUUGAGGAGUACGAAGAGGAGGAGAUCAGAGUCUCCAUCAGUGAACAAUGUGCCAAGGAGUUCACUGACUUCUAGACCCAACCAGAUAGAGAGGGAUUGAAGGAAGAAGAUAGGGAAGGGGGAGAGAGGGAGAAGGAAGAAGGGAGGGAGAGAAGGAGAGGGAAGGAAGGAGUGGGAGAGGGGGAAGGAAGGAGAGAGAGGGCGAAGGAAGAAGAGAGCGAAGGAGAGGGAGAAGGAAGGAAAGAGGGAGAGAGAUAGGGAGAAGGAAGAAGAGAGAGAAGGAGGGAGAGAGGGAAGGAAAGAGGGAGAGAGAUAGGGAGAAGGAAGAAGAGAGAGAAGGAGAGGGAGAAGGAAGGAAAGAGGGAGAGAGAUAGGGAGAAGGAAGAAGAGAGCGAAGGAGAGGGAGAAGGAAGGAAAGAGGGAGAGAGAUAGGGAGAAGGAAGAAGAGAGAGAAGGAGGGAGAGAGGGAAGGUAAACUGGAGUACUGUCUCCUGUUGACUCACAAGCACCAGCUACGAGAGGGAGAGAAGAAGAGGGGAAGAUAUGGAGAGGAGAGGAGAGUAAACCAGCAGUGUUGCCCUUUCUGUCCCAUUUGUGUUUUUUCUACUGUUAUUUAUUUAUUAUUUAGUCUCUUUCUAUGCUUCAUCCUUUAUGGAGUGUUGGAGUGGGACCUGUCUCUGUAACAACUGUCUCCUAACUACCAUAUUGGGACAGGGCCAUUCUCUGUAACAACUGUCUCCUAACUACCAUAUUGGGACAGGGUCCUGUCUCUGUAAUAAUUGUCUCCUAACUACCAUAUUGGGAGAGGGCCAUUCUCUGUAACAACUGUCUCCUAAGUACCAUAGUGGGACAGGGACCUGUCUCUGUAACAACUGUCUCCUAACUACCACAUUGGGACAGGCACCUGUCUCUGUAACAACUGUCUCCUAUGUACUAGGCUAGCAUAUUGUUCCACACAUACUGGUAUGCUUUCUGAAUGGCCCCCUGUUCCCUAUAUAGUGCACUACUUUUUACCAGACCCUUAUGGGCUCUGGUCAAAAGUAGUGCACUCUAAAGGGAAUAGGGUGCCAUUUGGGACAAACGCACAAUACUCUGCACUCACCCCACCCUCCCCCUCUCCUACCCCCCCGGCGUGUGUCGUCGUCAUCCCCCCAGGUGGACCAAGCUCGAGGAAGCUACAGAAGGUCUUGAUGUUAUUGUUUCCAGUCUGGUGUGUUCUUCCUGUCCUUGUGUUAAUACAUACACUCAACUGUACACUUCUGUCUUGACACUAGUUCCGUUCAGAUGAAUAAUAAUAAUAAUAAUAUGCCACAUAGCAGAUGCUUCUAUCCAAAGUGACGGUCAGGUGUUCUGUUGUCUGGGUGUUGCCCAGCGGGAAUUGAACCUCUAGUGCCGUGAUGCUCUUAUCAACUGAGCCUCGUGGAACCAGUUCAUGUUCUGCCUUCUUAAUGACCUGAAUUCCUUUUCUCAAAUCCGGCCUAGUAGUUUACUCAUUCUCACGUUAAACACAUCAGAACUCAUUUGACAUCUUGUAUUAGAAAGGUGUAAUUACAUUCUCUAACUCAGUUGUCCAGGAUUGGAAAUACCAUUAUAUUAUCAUUAUUAUUAUUAUUACAUUGUCUUAACACUCUUCUCCUUUGAAUACAAUUCCAUAUUCUCUUCUACUCUUUAAUGUCGUGUACCGUCGCCUAAUAUCAUAGGGCACGUCCCAAAUGACACCAUAUUCCCUACUUAGUGCACUACUUUUGACCCAGACCCUAUAGAGUUCUCUGGUCAAGUGUAGUGCACUACUUUUGACCCAGGCCUAUAGAGCUCUCUGGUCAAGAGUAGUGCAUUAAGUAGGGCACAGUGUUCCAUUUGGGACGUAACCGUGGACAGCUGUUUAUCCCCUCCAUCACAGUCUCCUCAAUGUAUUUCUAGGUCAUCCUCCUCUCAGCCGUGGACAGGCACAAUGCUGGUGUAUAUAUAUACUAUAUACAUACUGUUGCACUUUCUAGGAAAAUCCAUAAGGCCUAUAGUCUUUUUAAACCAUAUGACUGGGGUUGCACAAUUCUAAAUUCCCUGGUUUUCCACAAAUCCUGGCUGGAAGAUUCCUGGAAAUAUGAGGGGAAUAAGCAGGAAAUCCUGGACUCCUUCCACCAGGAUUUCUGUAAAAACUGAGAAUUUGGGGAAAGUUCGGGACUGAAGCAGCCCUAUAUGAUCCUCAGCACUGCAAAGGAAGGUGUUUUAAAGACACUAUCUAAUACCACCACAUGAAAAACAAAACAAUAAAACACAAAGUGUAAUAUUUUGCAACUUGAGUAUCAGUACAAUAAAGUUUUACUUGAUAAAAUGACCAA